UAGGAUUUAUUGUGAUCAAUGCAGCUGAAGCAUCUUAGGACACUUCUUGCUCCUCAAGAUGGCCCAUCUAAAGUGACAGCUCUCGCUUGGGCUCCUAAUAACAGCAAACUAGCAGUGUGUACUGUGGAUAGGAUUGUACUCCUCUUUGAUGAGCAUGGGGAGAAGAGAGACAAGUUUUCAACAAAGCCUGCCAACCCUGACUUAGGUAAGAAGUGCUAUCAGGUUACUGGUCUAGUAUUCUCACCAGACUCCACUAAGAUUGUUGUUGGACAGUCUGACAAUAUCAUAUUCGUCUAUAAGAUAGGAGAGCAAUGGGGAGAUAAGAAAGUCAUUUGCAACAAAAUCAUAUUACAAAGUGCUGUCACUACCCUUAUAUGGCCUAUACAGCAGCCAACCUUUAUAUUUGGUUUAGCUGAUGGUAAAGUGAAGCUUGGUAAUGUAAAGGGAAGCAAGUCACAGACCAUUUAUUCAUCAGAAUCUUAUGUGGUAUCACUCACUUCAAGUCCUUCAGGUCAAGGUAUCUUGUGUGGUCAUGCUGAUGGUACUAUUGUGAGAUACACUUUUGAUAAUGACAGUGAACUGAGCAAGGGUCCAGUUUGCAAGCACAGUUGUUCUCCUUAUGCUCUCUCCUGGUCAUUGACUAGUAUUGUUGCUGCUGGAUGUGACAGGAGAGUUAUGGUAUACAACCACUCUGGUAAGCCUAUCCAACAGUUUGACUAUUCAAAGGAAGAAGAUGAGAAAGAGUUUAUGUGUUCAGCAACAUCUCCUAGUGGACAGACUGUUGUACUGGGGAGCUUCAACAGACUGAGGGUGUACAACUGGUCUCCUCGUAAGGAGAUGUGGGAUGAAGCAACUCCUAAGUUUAUUGACAAUCUUUACACCAUCACUGCACUCACUUGGAAGAGAGAUGGAUCAAGAUUAACAUCUGGUUCAUUGUGUGGAGCUGUUGAUUUGUUUGAUUGCUGUCUUAGACGUGUCACUUAUCGUAAUAAAUUUGAACUAACUUAUGUUGGACCCAGUCAGGUGAUAGUAAAGAAUAUUGGUACUGGUGCUCGUGUGAUACUAAAGUCACAGUUUGACUAUGAGAUAGAGAAGGUUGAUGUCAUGGGCAAGGACAGGUACCUAGUGGCCUACACCUCAUCUACCAUACUCCUGGGAGACAUGGCCAACUGUAAACUCAGUGAGAUCAUGUGGUCUGAUACUGGUGGCAAUGAGAAGUUUUAUUUUGAGAAUCAAUCAGUUUGUAUGAUAUUCAAUGCUGGAGAGCUCACACUGGUAGAGUAUGGUAUCAACGAUAUAUUGGGAUCUGUCAGAACUGAAGUUAUGAACCCUCACCUCAUUAGUGUCCGUAUUAAUGAAAGGAAGCAGAAAGACAUUGAACAGUGUAAGAUGUUGGCAUAUCUAAUGGACCUUCAAACAAUCAGCAUCAUGGAUCUUAGUUCAGGAGUCACUGUUGGCAGUGUGUCACAUGAUACUAGAAUCAAUUGGCUUGAGUUGAAUGAAACUGGUCGCAAGUUACUUUUUCGUGACAAGAAGCUAAAAUUGAAUUUAUAUGAUGUUGAGUCUGAGACUUUGAGUCCCUUGCUGUCUUACUGCUCUUUUGUGCAGUGGGUCCCUCAGAGUGAUGUUGUUGUGGCUCAGAACAGAGACAGUCUCUGUAUCUGGUAUAACAUUGAUAGUCCUGACAAGGUGACAAUGUUCCCAAUGAAAGGAGAGGUGACUGGGAUUGAGAAGCAAGGAGGGCAGACUCAAGUUAUAGUUCAGUCUGGAGUAGAGACCAUGUCUUAUGGACUGGAUGAGGGACUCAUUGAGUUUGGAACUGCUAUAGAUGAUGGUGAUCAUUUGAGGGCUAUUCAUUUCCUUGAGACACUUGAACUCACUAAAGAAGUUGAGGCAAUGUGGAACACAUUAGCUGGUAUUACACUCCAGGAGGGACAACUGAAGAUGGCAGAACGGUGUUAUGCUGCUGUUCGUGACGUGUCUAAGGCCAGGUACUUGAAAGAUGUUAAUCAAUUAGCAAACAAAAUAACAACUGAAACUGGUCAUGAUGGCAGUAAGCAUUAUUUAAUUCAGGCUAAAGUUGCUAUACUGAACAAGCAGUUCAAGACAGCAGAGAGACUCCUACUGGAGAAAGGUGAUUCAGAGAAUGCCAUGGAAAUGUACAUGGAGCUGGGAAGAUGGGAAGACGUACUAGCAGUGGCUGAACUUACUGGUCAUCCUGAUCUUGAUGGUUUGAAAGCUUCUCAUCUCCAGUGGUUGCUUGAUUCAGGACAGGAGGAGAGAGCUGGUGAGAUGAGAGAGAAAGAAGGUGACCUUCAUUCUGCUGUCAACCUCUACAUUAAAGCUGGUUUACCUGCUAAAGCUGCCAGACUAGUUACACAGCAUCCAGAGUUGAGUGGCCAGUUGGAUCUGUUGCAGCAGUUAGCCUCAUCGCUGAUAAGAGGUGGGCUCUUUGAAAGAGCUGGUGAGUUGUUGGAACAAGCUCGUCUCUAUCAAGAGGCAAUGGAGGCCUAUAGGAGAGGAGGAGCAUUCCGUAAAGCAAUAGAACUGGCCCGAGGUGCGUUCCCUAAUGAGGUGGUAUCACUGGAGGAGCAGUGGGGGGAUCAGCUCUGCUCACAGAAACAGUAUGAAUCAGCUAUACUACACUUUAUUGAAUCAGGGAAUGUCAUGAAGGCUAUAGAGGCAGCUAUACACGGGAGGCAAUGGAGCAAAGCAGUUCAAAUUGUAGAGACACAAGAUCCAUCAGCCACUGAAGAGUAUCACAAGCAGAUUGCUGACCAUUAUGCAUCAAUCAAGAACUAUGAGCUAGCUGAAAGCUUAUAUGUGAGAAGUGGUCAGUUCAAAGCAGCAGUGGAGAUGUACAUCAAGUCCGACCAGUGGGAGCCAGCAUACAGGAUUGCUGUGGACUGCAUGGGAAGUGAUGAAGUUCACGGACUCUAUUUAGCUAAAGCAGAAGAGCUUGAGACUCAAGGGAGACUGAGAGAGGCUGAGAGACUCUAUAUACUAGUGAAGGAACCUGAUCUGGCCAUUAGCAUGUAUAAUAAGUGUAAACAGUAUGAGCCAAUGAUGAAACUAGUUGCUACAUAUCAUCCUGACAUACUACCUGAUACACACUUACACCUGGCUAAGGAGUUGGAAGCUGAUAAGCAGUACAGGCAAGCUGAGAACCAUUAUGUUCAAGGGAAUGAAUGGAAGUCGGCAGUUAAUAUGUACAGGACUCACAGCCUAUGGGAUGAUGCUUAUAGAGUUGCAAAAGCUCAUGGCGGCAGUAAUGCUGCUAAUCAAGUAGCUUAUCUCUGGGCUAAGAGUUUAGGUGGUGAUUCUGCCGUCAAGUUAUUGUCAAAGUUUGGUCUCCUUGAAGCUGCUGUUGAUUAUGCGACUGAAAACUAUUCAUUUGAUUUUGCUUUUGAGAUAGCAAAGGCUGCUUUAAAGUCAAAAGUGCCUGAAAUUCAUUUAAAAUAUGCAAUAUAUCUUGAGGAUGAGGGUAAAUUCAGUGAAGCUGAGUUGGCAUUUAUUAGAGCUGGAAAACCAAAAGAAGCUGUUCUUAUGUAUGUUCAUCAGCAAGACUGGGAUGCAGCUCAGCAUGUAGCUGAGGAGCACUCACCCGAGAGUGUACCUGAUGUACUCAUUGGGCAGGCUAGGGUGGCUUUCCAGAAGAAGGACUAUCAAAAAGCUGAGAGUUAUUUAUUGAGAGCUGAUCGUCCUGACUUAGUGGUAUCUCAGUAUAAGGAUGCUGAAAUGUGGAAUGAUGCUCUGAGGAUUAUUAAAGAAUACCUGCCUCAUAAACUUGAUGAGUUUCAAAGGGAAAUGGCUGCCAGGAGUGGAAAGAAUUAUCAGGAUCUUCUCUCUCAAGCAAAGACAUGGGAGAGCAGUGGAGAGUACAGCAGGGCCAUCAGUACCUACCUGCUACUAACAGUACAGAACUGUGAGAAUCAGGAUAUACUGAUACAGAGCUGGAACAAAGCUGUUGAUUUGUGUGUUAAGUUUGCUCGUGAAAAAGAAGCUGAUGUGGUGAAGCUUGUCUGCGAUAGACUAGCUAACAUUAAUCGCUACAGUGAGGCUGGUGAGCUAUUUAUUAGUUCUGAUAUGAUAAAGGAAGGAAUUGAUAUGUUCAUAUCUGGAGAAGAAUGGGAGAAAGCUAGACAUGUAGCAAAAACUAUAGCACCAAGGUUUGAGCAGUAUGUUGAAGAAGCUUAUAUUGAUUUCUUAAAAGAGAGGAACAGACCAGAAGAGAUGCAGCGUGUUGAUCCUGAUGGUGCCCUUAAGAUGUACAUGCAGUCAGGAGAAUGGGACAAAUGCUUACAACUAGCCAAGGAACUGGGUCCCAGUGUAUUAUUCAAAUAUGUGGCAUUAUAUGCAGCUCAUCUGAUAAAGUCCAAUGCUUCAUUGUCAGCUCUUAAACUCUUCACUACAUAUGGGGCUCCUCCUUUACCUCAGAACUUUAACAUAUACAAGAGGCUCUGCAUGGAAGUGUUUGGAGAGAAUCUUGAAGGAGGGACAGCUUAUCCAACCUACUCUAGUCUCAGGAAUAUGUUAUUCUCUAUUGUUGAUGAGCUAUCACGUACAUCAGAGUCUGGCAGUUUGAGUUGUAGAGAAUUUGAGCAAUAUCUAUUGGUAUCACAUUAUCUUGCUACUCGAUCAGCUUGCAGUAGAGUACCACAGCUGAAUGGUAUAGUUGCUAAGAUAUCAGUAUCACUCCUACGACACACUGAUGUCAUACCUGCUGAUAGAGCUUUCUAUCAAGCUGGGAUGUACUGUAAGGCAGUUGGAUUGGAAAGCAUGGCAUUUAUAUUCUAUAACAGAUUCCUGGAUCUCAGCGAAGCUAUUGAAGAAGGUUCAUUGGAUAUGAUUGAUAACAGUGAUUUUGUUGAUACUGAUAUUCCAUUUGAAGUACCACUGCCAGAACAACCUUUCAUGACAGAGGAUAAACGAGAAGAGAUUAAGGAAUGGGUACUGGCCCUCUCCAUGGACAGACAGGUGGAGCAAACACUACCACUUGAUGAUGAGAGACAGACUUAUGUUGCAUCACUGACAUCACCUCAUACUGGAGUCACUUCAUUACCUUGCAUUGUAACAGGUUAUCCAGUAUUGAAGCAAAAGGUUGAGUUUAAACGAGGUGGGAGGUGUGCUAACAAAGGGGACUGGACCAAGUUUGUUAUGAAUACAAAGGCAUCUCAAAAUGAAGAGUGCUUGGAUGUUGUUCAUUUUAUAACCAAGUGGUGCGGUCAACCUCUUAAUCCAGCUCACACGUUCUAAGACAUAAAAGUUUACUAUAGUAAAUGGUGCAUAUCCCAUUAGCAGAUACAUCACUUAAUAUUAUUUUAUCAAAAAAAGUUUUUUAAAACAUUGCAGC
Messenger RNA from Amphimedon queenslandica, 5353 nucleotides. RefSeq names its product intraflagellar transport protein 172 homolog. The transcript is spliced from 47 exons. Gene Ontology annotation, cellular component: axoneme; ciliary basal body; intraciliary transport particle B. Gene Ontology annotation, molecular function: protein binding. The record is from RefSeq and is a predicted model, not a curated record. Lineage: Eukaryota; Metazoa; Porifera; Demospongiae; Haplosclerida; Niphatidae. Bases 19 to 5256 code for a protein of 1745 amino acids. Gene Ontology annotation, biological process: intraciliary transport.